Molecule: messenger RNA, 2937 nt
Organism: Eurytemora carolleeae
Lineage: Eukaryota; Metazoa; Arthropoda; Copepoda; Calanoida; Temoridae
Exons: 11
Coding region: 1188-2603 (471 amino acids)
Source: RefSeq, a predicted model, not a curated record
UAAUGGGUCCCAUUUUGAUACUGAUUAUGAUGGUGUUGGAGACACAUGGAGUCUGAUGAUAACCUGUCUUUGGAGUAAAGAAUGGGAUCCCUGGAGUGUACUUCCUCCUUGUGUCAUCACACAUUGUGUUGAACCUUUCAGAAUUCCUGGGGACUCUUACUUGGAGGAAGUAAGUUCGAAUUGGACUGCAAUUAACACAUACAAAGAAUACCAAUGUCAGGGAAAGAACUCAGAGGGAGAACAUACCAGAUAUUUUGAGUAUGAUCGAAAUAGAUCAUCAUUUAAAAUGCUUUGUUUGGACAACGGCAACUAUGAUUUUAAAAAUGAAAGAAAAAACUGGCCCACAUGCUUAAAAGAUAUCACUUGUAGUUUAAACCCACCCCCAGUGCCAACCUCUCCAGAAUAUGUAAUACCUGAUGAUGAUGGAAAAGUAUUCAUCACCAGAACCGAUUUUCCUGAUCAAAUUACAUCUAGUUAUUUUGUUAAUUCUUCAAGAAACUUGGCUUCUCUGCCCCACAACUUUAAUGCAACUUUAAGAUAUGAAUGUGGAGCUGCUAGACAGUUUAAGGACAAAGAUGGAAUUCAUCAAGUCAGCCAUAUAAUGACAUGCUUAUGGGAUAGGAACUGGACUAAUACUAAUGUAUUGAAUGAAUGUGAUUGGGUACAGUGUUUAAAACCAGCAACUCCACCAUCAUGGAGUAAUUUGAAAAUUUCUAAUUGGAAUGGGAAACCAUAUGAGUUUGACACUUAUGCUGUAUACAUCUGUAAAAGAGGAUACUAUUAUUUGAAAAAUGUAAACAUCAAAAGUUUUCAGUACAAAUGUGAAUCAGGUUUCAGAUUCUAAAUUUAAAAGAGGAUUUUUUUCUGCUCCCCAAGAACCUGAUUGGCCCAGAUGUGUGCGAGGUCCAAUCUGCCCUGCUGCACCAGAGAUACCUUAUGAGGCCAGAGUACAAUAUAUACCCCAAAUAUUUGAAGUUGAGAACAAACAAACAUGCUCUGUUGACGGAACUGUAAAAGAACUGAUUUGCCCAUCAUUUCUUUCAGUAUAUGUCAGACAAACAGUCUGUGGAAGAACACUUGAGGGUGCAAAGACAUUAUGUAAUGGAAACCAGAAUGUUGCUAGGCUUUUGGGUAACUGUCAACUAAAUAAGGGAACCCCCUCUAUUCAGAAGCACUGUAAUGGUAGGAUGAGCUGUUCAGUAAACAUAUCACAGAACAUCACAAACUGGAAUGAUAGUUGUGUGGAAAAUCACUUGAAUGAAAUGAAUAUUACAUAUACAUGUGUAACUUGCUUUGACUGGAGUAAACUGGUUGAUUCUGCUUAUUGUGUGAAAGAUAACUUGGUGAUGAAUGAAUGGUUCACUGCUGACUUUAUUGAGUCUCUUGACCCAUCAGAUGCCAAGACAGAACUUAUUGGUCAAUUAUACAAUGUUCUCAAUAAGACAUCUCACUCCAUACCAGAUCUUUCUUUGCGAAAGGUACAGUCUCCCAAUAAUGGUUUGUGUGGACUGGCCGCAUUGUAUAAAGCUUUAUAUGACACUAUCCUGACCAAGGCUGCUCUCAAGCAAAUGGGGUACAUGGAUAUGAGAUCUAAGAUUUCUGAAGAGAUAUCAAAUAUGGAAAAUGAGUUGUAUGCUAAUUUGUUGCUACUUGGUGAUACAGAGUUGCUUAAAAGAUAUUUUAAAGUGAUUUGCAACAGUCUGGAGAGGCCAAUUUAUUCUGUUGGCUACUUUACACCAAAUGUAACUGACACAGCAAUGCUGGAGUCUGAUGAACUUGAAAUGCAAUCUUUUGGUUCUACAUUAAGAUAUGAAUGUGGUUUAGGAAGGAGGUUUUUAAACCCAGAAACUAAAGCAACCUAUACUUCUAAAGAUUUGUAUUGUGAUUGGGAUGGAAGUUGGAUUCCUGAUGAACAAAUUGAUGAAUGUGUUUGGGUGCAGUGCAUAAAGCCACCAAAUGCACCAGCUAGUUCUUUAAUGGUCCAGAAUUAUAAUGGAACUCCAAUAGAAUUUGGGCACAGUGUUGAGUUUUAUUGUGCAUCUAGUGACCUCUACUAUGAGCAUGAUAGGGAUUUGCAAACAUGGAAACUUAAUUGCAUGCCUGGAGGAAUAUGGGAUGUUCCACAAGUAUGGCCAAGAUGUGUUAAAAGUGUGAAUUGUAGCGGACCACCUGAAAGACCAAGUUCGGGAACAUUUGAAUGGAAUGGAGACUAUGCAUAUAAAUCUAAAAUUACAUACACUUGUGGACCAUAUGGAAAGUUCCAAGGAAAAGAUGGGAAAGCGUAUAAAGAUUUUACUUCUGUUUGUGCCUGGAAUAAGACCUGGGUUCCUCAAGUGCUAGAUCAGUGUGUUGCUACUUCCUGUCAAGACAUUCCAAAGCCUCCUUCUAAGUCCCAGCUCGUAUACUCCCCAAACCCAGGGAGUAACUACUCCUUAAUGUCAGAAUUCUAUCAGUGGAAUCCUCACAUACCUUUCUCUAUAAAGAUACCAAACUCGUUUUGUGGAGCUUAUGAAGAAACCCUUCUUAUUGCCGGCAGAGUACUUCCCAAGAAAUCAACGAAGCCAAAAAUAAUCUUUUCUGAUGGAAAGCAGGAAAUAACUUAAACUAUAAUCAGGCUUUAAUGACUUCUAUUCUAAACAGAAGUUGGUCAACUAGUACAAUAAAAUAUAGUGUAGAUGAUUAAGCCUGAAUAUUAUGGAUAUUAUGCAGGAUGUUAAAAUUUUACCAAACUUUACUUUUUGAUCAAACCAUGUUAUAAAUACAAGGUUAUUACAUGUAAUCUUGAAAUUUGUUAUAGAUGAAAGGGUUGGUGGUCGAGAUGUCACCUGAGGAAGAUGUAAUCAGACGUUGGAUUGAAGUAGAUGGUAAUAUAGUAGGUUUUGAGGGGGAACCUGGAGAAGGUACUACUGUUGAUGCAGAUGAACCUUUUACUUUGAG